CCUGAUUCUAAUAAUAGUGAUUAACUUCUCAUUGCUCACAGCCUGUCAAAUGUGUAAUGGCAUCGACAGUGGUUAUUGACACGAUGUUACAAAAUAAUGGAUUUCAGAUGAAAAAGAAAGAAGACACAGAAAAUAAAGACAAUUUAUGGUCCUCUAUUUUAGCAGAAGUACAAAAUAGUGGAAACAAUAAAUUACCAUCGAACAAGAAUGUUAUCGUUUUGGGUGAUAAUGAAAGUGGGAAAACGACCCUUAUCGCUAAACUUCAAGGAGUUGAAGAUCCCAAAAAAGGUUCAGGUCUAGAAUUCGCAUAUAUUGACGUUCGAGAUGAUUACAGAGAUGACCAAACACGACUGUCUGUAUGGGUUUUGGAUGGAGAUCCAGGGCACGCAAAUCUUUUGAGGUUUGCUUUAAGUGCAGAACGGUUUUCAAAUACUCUCGUUAUAUUAGUCGCUGCAAUGACAACUCCUUGGGCUAUUUUAGAUCAAUUGCAGGCAUGGGCUGAAUUAUUAGGCGAUCAUGUCGAUAAACUUAAUUUGGAUAAUGACGUCUGGCAACACUGCAGACAACAAAGUGUUAAAAAAUGGCAAGAAUACACGGAACCAGGUGAUGAACUUGAUCCUGGAAGUCCACUGAGGCGCACAAGUCGAAAUUUAGAUGACGAAAGUGCAGAUAAUUUGCCACUUACAGAAGGUGUACUCACAACUAAUUUAGGACUGGACAUUGUUGUUGUCAUUACAAAGACUGAUUACAUGUCUACUUUGGAGAAAGAACACGAUUUCAGGGACGAACAUUUUGAUUUUAUGCAACAAUGGAUUAGGAGAUUUUGUCUACAGUAUGGAGCUGGUCUGUUUUACACAUCAGCCAAAGAAGACAAGAACUGUGAUUUACUAUACAAAUAUCUUACGCACAGAAUUUACUCCUUACCAUUUAGGACGCCUGCUUUGGUCGUUGAAAAAGACGCCGUUCUUAUACCUGCAGGUUGGGAUAACAUGAAGAAAAUCAGUAUUCUUCAUGAAAAUAUGCAAUCUAUGAAACCAGAAGAUUAUUAUCGAAAUGUAAUCGUACAACCACCAACAAAUAGAAAAUGCGUAACGCGAGAAUUAGAAGUUCAAGCCGAAGAUGAACAAGUGUUCUUGGCAAGACAACAAGCAGCUUUAUCCGGAAUGAAAGAUCCAACUCGGUCCCCAACGACGAGGAACCAGGCAAGCAUAGGACCAAUCGUUCAGGUGGCUUCUCCUAAUAAAAAGUUGGAUCCCAAAGGAACAGGAAAUACUCCAUCAGGUGAAGGAGUCUUAGCAAAUUUCUUUAAUUCUUUAUUAUAUAAAAAAACUGGCUCCUCACCCGGUCCACCACCAGGAUCUCCUGGAAACGUUGGUACGAGUCCCAUUAAAGUCGAUGGAGUUGCCGUGGACAAAACAACAAUGCGAAACGAUGCAGCUGCGGAAUUGGAUCGCAUCACUCGAACCAAAAAAAUUCCACCGGCCGAUUUAAAUUCAUCGUCCGAGUGUUGAAAACUAGCACAACUUAUCUUUUUUGAGUCACAGCUGUAUAUCGAAUCAUCUUCACGCGAUUUCAAAUCCCGUGAAAAGAUUGAGCAUAAUUUAAUAGUCUAACUAGACCGAAAUAAUCGUCGUGUCGCUCUUUAAAUUAUUAAACUGAGGGUCAGUGCAAAAAAAAGAUGAUGAUUAACGUACCAUGUCUCGACGAGUUAAAAAAGAUUGCCUAAGUGUUUUUUUUAAUUCAUUUUAUGCGGAAACAUCUACAACUAGUGUGGUACUUAAAUCCAAAACAAAUUAUUUAUUUAUCAUUUUCAGUGUUAUCCGCAGUGGACAAUAAUUGUUGCACCACUUACUAACCAAUUUUUUGACUCAUGAAAUAAAGCGAUAUUUUUUCAAAAAAAAUUAGAUUUUAAACUGUAAGAAAGAUUGUUUAUUUUUCAUCUACUCAUUCUUUUAUUGAAACUUGAGAUUAUUUUUAAAAUUCAAUUAUUUAAACAUUUGAAUAUUAAACUGAUUUAAUCAUUCGAUUGUUUCGUUCAUUUUAAAUAUUUAUAAUUUAUUAUUUUAACUCUUAAUAUUUUUGAUAAUUAAAAUUUCCGAUUGUUUUAAUUGAAAUUCGUUAAAAAAGGUGAUUUUUUUUAAAGAGUCCGCACUACAUUGAAAGUGUACGCUGAUAAUUUAUUUAUAGUAAACGAAGAAAAUAUCCCCGAGAUUUUUUUGCAUUUGAUUAUUAUGUAGAAUAAUAUGAAUAUUUAUGUCGCUUGUUUUUGAUACUUUUGUUUUGCAAUAAGGUUGUGUUGUUGAUAGCGUCGUGGCAUGUUUUUCACUUACCGGCACACGAACUAGUAUUAAAAUGUAAACGAAAGUGGGGAAAAAAAAUAUAAUAAUUAUGAUGGAAGAAAAAAAUAUCACUUUACUGUAUAAUCUAUUUUAAUAUACAUGUUUUCAAGGAUAUGACAAAAACAAUAAUUAAUAUAAAAAGAAAACAGACCAUAUUAAGAAUUUACUAUGACAAAAGGUUUCACACAUACAAUGCUAAAUCAUAUCUUUGCUGAAUUUUGUAUAACAAUAUAAAUUGCAUUGCUUGGAGUGUCGUCUCUUAUUAUCUCUAACUGACCAUUCUUUUCUACUAUUGCAGUGUCAAAAGAAUAAAAGCUUCUUUUCGCGAAUAUUUUUUUAGCAAUGCAAUUAAAGAUAAGAGCUAAAUAUGAAAUUCUACAUUAAUGCUUCUCACAUUCGUUUACUUUGACAAAAAAAAAAUCGGCUGUAUAUACAAAUAGUGAAUAAUAUUAUACAACAAUUUCUUGAAUAAAGUCAUUUUUUACAUAAAAAUUA
Messenger RNA from Leptopilina boulardi, 2834 nucleotides. RefSeq names its product cytoplasmic dynein 1 light intermediate chain 2 (gene Dlic). Gene Ontology annotation, biological process: microtubule cytoskeleton organization; microtubule-based movement. The record is from RefSeq and is a predicted model, not a curated record. Gene Ontology annotation, cellular component: centrosome; cytoplasmic dynein complex. The transcript has 10 exons. Lineage: Eukaryota; Metazoa; Arthropoda; Insecta; Hymenoptera; Figitidae. Gene Ontology annotation, molecular function: dynein heavy chain binding. Bases 57 to 1511 code for a protein of 484 amino acids.